Messenger RNA from Coprinopsis cinerea okayama7#130, 1230 nucleotides. Its product is annotated as N-glycosylase/DNA lyase. Gene Ontology annotation, molecular function: 8-oxo-7,8-dihydroguanine DNA N-glycosylase activity; damaged DNA binding. The transcript is spliced from 4 exons. Gene Ontology annotation, biological process: base-excision repair, AP site formation; base-excision repair; nucleotide-excision repair. Gene Ontology annotation, cellular component: nucleus. The coding region runs from base 1 to 1230 and encodes 409 amino acids. The record is from RefSeq and is a predicted model, not a curated record. Lineage: Eukaryota; Fungi; Basidiomycota; Agaricomycetes; Agaricales; Psathyrellaceae.
AUGGCACUCACAGGAUUUCAGCAAUUGCCCCUGUCUGUUACCCAGCUUUCCCUCGCAGCCGUGUUGAAAUGUGGCCAAUCGUUUCGUUGGUCGAUAAUACCGUUGCCAGAGUCAACUUCCGACGAAAGUGGCAUCCCUUGCCAUGAAUACCGCCUGUGCCUAAAAGACCGCGUCGUCUGCCUUCGACAGUCACCGAGUACACUUUACUAUCGCUCAGCAUUCCCCGAUCCGCAGCCUCCGUUGUCGAAAAGAACAAUACAUGAAGCGGAAACGCUUGCAUGGCUUCGCGACUACUUCCAGCUCGACGUGGACUUGGAAAGCCUCUAUGCCGAAUGGGCAUCGCGCGACAAGGUCUUUGCCAAAGUAAAAGACCGCUUUUCAGGGAUAAGAAUCUUGCGGCAGGACCCCUGGGAGAACCUCGUUUCUUUCAUAUGCUCUUCGAACAACAAUAUCUCGCGAAUAACUAAGAUGGUGCAUAACCUCUGCCAACACUAUUCACCGCCUUUACUGUCGCUUCCAGAUCCGUGUAACCCUUCCGAGAAUUUAUCCUACCAUCCCUUCCCCCCGCCUUCCGCCCUUGCAGACUCGACCGUGAGCGCGACACUCCGUUCAUUAGGGUUUGGGUACCGGGCGGACUACAUUCAGAGAACUGCCAAAAUGCUUGUAGACGCCCAUGGCAGCUCCCUUCUUUCUGAUACCCAUGGAGAAGCUUCGGAAGUCUGGCUUGAAGGACUUCGCUCCCUCGAGACUGAGAAAGCAAGAGAAGAACUUCUCAAAUUCGUAGGAGUUGGUAGGAAGGUGGCCGAUUGUAUCUUGCUAAUGAGCUUGGACAAGAAAGAAGUGAUACCUGUUGAUACCCAUGUCCAUCAAAUUGCCGUCAAGCACUAUGGGAUGAAAGGCAAUUCCGGGAAAACCGCCAUGACACCCAAGCUGUACGACGAAGUCAACAACAAGCUCCAGAGUCUAUGGGGUGAUUACGCUGGUUGGGCCCAUUCAGUGCUGUUUACUGCUGACCUCAAGGCGUUUGCUGAUUAUGGGUUGGAUUCACCCGAGAAACUGAGCUCGGUUCCUCCAGCGAAAGCGGCUCAACUACUCGAUGAUGCGCUUCCUACACCUCCCCUGUCACCGUCCCCUUCUCCUCUCAAGCGCAAGUCAGCACCAUUGGUUUCAAAGGAGGUUGAUGCGCCCAUAGAAUCUCCAAAAAGACCAAAGAGAACUCGCAGGACGUGA